UUAGCUCUAGCAUCGUGUGGUUGUAUAUUUUUAUCAUUUUGUGUGGAAAAUUUUCAAGGAAAUUUAAAUCGAAUUUUACUUAAAAUAUAAAUAAAAAUGGGUAAAAAUAAAAAAGAAAAUAAUAAAUCAAAACCUAAAGCUGGUGAAGAAUUGAUUAAAAUCAAUAAAAAUAAUGAAGAAAAACCCCAAAAGAACAAGAAGAAGCAACAAAAUAAAAAAGUAAAGGAAGCAGUUGAAAAGGGUCUUCUUCAGCCACCAACACCGGUGUCAGCGGCUGAAAAUGGUUCAUCAGAUAAAGCUGACAAACAAUCCAAAGCUGGACAAGAAUCCAACAAUAAGAAGAAUAAAGUAAAAUCCAAGAAAAAUAAGCAACAAAAUGGAAAAGCAAAGGAAGCACCUAAAAGUGGUGAAGUUGAAAAUCCACCAAAAGCGGAGGUUGACAAAACCUCUCCAGAAGCUGUUAAACAAUCAAAGAAAAAGGAGAAAAAUAAAUUGAAUAAAAAAUUGAAAAAAGCCGAAGGCACAACAAAUGCAGCAAAUGUAAAUCCUGGACAAACAAUUUUCGUUGGCAAUGUACCUUCAAACACCAAACAUGUCCAACUUUUGAAGCUAUUUGCUCCAUUUGGAAAGGUCUUGUCUGUUCGCUUCCGUACUGCCAAUGGAAAGGUCAUUUUCAAGCAUAAAAUGCGUAAGCAAUCGGCAGCUUUAAAUGCUUAUAUUGUCUUUGACAGCGUGGAAUCAGCUGACAAAGCGCUCGAACUGAAUGGAAGUACCUUUAAGGAACAUCACCUCCGUGUUCAAAAAUCUGAAAAUGUUAAAGACCAAUCAAAUUCAAAGAACACAAUUUUCGUGGGAAAUCUAAAAUCCACUACCACUGAUGACAGUCUUCAUCAGAUUUUCUCGAGCUGUGGCGAAAUAGAAUACGUUCGGACUUUACAGUUUUCUGAGGGAAAAGGUUGCAAUGGAACGGGUUAUGUGUGCUUUAAGAGUCCCGAAGCAGUUGGUUUGGCCUUAGAACUUAAAGGCACUUUGCUCGAAGAACGACCAAUUCAUGUUGAAAGAUAUUCCACGAAUAAAUUGGGAGCUAAAGAAAAGCGGAUGGCAGAAAAUAAAACUAAUCCAAAGGGAAAACCUAAAGGAAAAGGAGGUAAGCCUUUGGAGAAAGCAGCUUCAGAGUUUAGGAAUAAGAAAUUUAAUGGGAAAAAGAAUCAAAAUAAAAACACUGAAGAUAAAAAAAGUGGAGACAAGAAGAAGAAGUCGGAGUUUCGUGGAGUGAGUGCGGAAGGUGCAAAGAAGAAACCAAAAAAGAAGGUUCAAACACAAAUGAAGAGACUGGCCAAUAAGAUUGCUCCCAGAGAAUAAAUGUGCAAAUAGAAAUUUGUAAUUUUUUUUUGUUACAAAAUUAACUGACUUUGUCCUUAGAAUUAAGAAAAUUUUAUUGAAAUACAGAAGUUUUGUAGAA
Molecule: messenger RNA, 1462 nt
Organism: Episyrphus balteatus (marmalade hoverfly)
Lineage: Eukaryota; Metazoa; Arthropoda; Insecta; Diptera; Syrphidae
Exons: 4
Coding region: 97-1362 (421 amino acids)
Cellular component (GO): cytosol
Molecular function (GO): mRNA binding
Source: RefSeq, a predicted model, not a curated record